Molecule: messenger RNA, 1251 nt
Organism: Ophidiomyces ophidiicola
Lineage: Eukaryota; Fungi; Ascomycota; Eurotiomycetes; Onygenales; Onygenaceae
Exons: 1
Coding region: 1-1251 (416 amino acids)
Biological process (GO): SCF-dependent proteasomal ubiquitin-dependent protein catabolic process
Cellular component (GO): SCF ubiquitin ligase complex
Source: RefSeq, a predicted model, not a curated record
AUGGAGGGGAAGCCAGACCCUUCAUCCGUCAUCAAAAUCCCCGAACUCCUCUUAAACAUCCUUAAAUAUCUUGAGGGCGAUACAAAGUCGUUGUUAUCCGCUCUUCUCGUUAACAGAACUUGGUUUGAGUGCGGCGUCACCAUCGCAUGGAAAAACGCUACUGUUGCGUCGCUUGCGGCAGCCAGCGAGGAAAAUCGCCCCAUAUAUGCUUCAAGUAUCCGCCAUAUAGGAUGCAAUACCAGCUUUCAAGCUAGUUUGCAGGCGAAAGUUAAAGACCUUGAGUUCACAAAUCUUAGAUCAUUCUCAAUAGAAACAUACCGGCUACUACAAGAUGAGGAUUUGUACCUUGAGCAAUAUAUACGUCCAACCUUGGAGUCUAUACAUCUCUAUGGAAGUGGCCUAGGUUCAAAGUUUUUCACUGCAGUGCAACUUCGUUGUCGUCGGCUUCGUGAAUUAACAUUGGACAGCCCAGGACAUGAACUUACCUCUGAACAUUUCCUUGAAUUUCUUAGAGGUUGCUCUGCGCUGUCACAACUGAGCCUUUUAUACGGCAUUGAAAAUAUUGUUAGUGACGACGUCGUUGUGCAUCUUGCAUCACGCGAUAAUCUUAGGACCCUCAGUCUAGGCCCGGUCAUUGAUUCUAGACUCAUGGAGCGCAUCGUGGUUGAUGUUUCGAACCCUUUUCAACAUACAAAAGACCUUCGUCUAUCUCUUACAUCCACAGCUUUACAUCUAAUUACUCCCCAUUUAUCUUCACUCACAGUUCUUGAGCUCACAGUCAAAGAUAACGAACACAGUGCUCUUGAACAUGUAACAUCUCUUCGGAAUUUGCAACGCCUUACCAUCAAUUAUGCAAUGAAUACAAACCUAAGUUCAGCGGAACUUCUCUCACUAAAGCAUCUCACUAAUCUAGAGGCAAUCACUCUCAAUGGUAUGCAGCAUGAAAUGAAUACCUUUAAUUUGGACUGCUUCCAGUUUACAGACAGCGAAUUUGAAACUUUGCUCUCGAGUUUGCCACGCCUCUCCCGCCUCAAUUUUGGCGUCCAGUGCAUGUUAACAAGUACAGCAUUGAAAACCGUUGCAAAGUAUUGUCCACGUAUUGACACAUUGCAAAUCCUUGUCCCAAUAGAGACAACAAUACUCCGUCCAGAGAGUGUGGACCAGGAACCCAUGCUUCCUGAAUUGCACACCUUGGACCUUGUAGGGUUUGAUAGACCGGCUGAUGUGUCUCCUGAUGAUGAGGAAGUGUGA